AUGAUACGAAAUAGAAGUAUCAAUUACAUUAUAAACCACUCAAAAGUGCUAAAUCUACGUACAUUUCAAAGACAACAAAGACGUUAUAUAUCAAUAAAUCAAAUAUCAACACAACAACAAGAUCAAGAUCAAGAUCAAGAAAAAGAUCAAUUAAAUCAAACAACAACAAAUUUAGAAAAUAUUCAAAAUGUAGAUACUUUAGUUCCUUAUGAAACAAUAGAAACUGCUCAUUUUAAAACUAUUGGAAUCCCACCAACAAUAUUAUCAAUAGAUUCACCACCAUCAGUGCCCAUUUUUUUAAAAAGAGGUUCAUUAUUAUCAAUAUAUGGAUUAAAAAAUUAUAUAAAUAAUAAAUCUCAUAUUCAAAAUAUUAGAAAUACUAUAGAAUAUCCUCAUUUUUGGUCACUGUUAUGGUAUUGGGGAAAAAUUCAAACUUAUCAAAAAUUAAUAUCAACUAUUCCUUUCUCGGUAUUAGUUAGUUUUUCUACUAAAACAACACAACAAAAUACGUUUGUUAAUUUGAUAAUUGAUGGUAAAACAGAUUGGGCAGUAUUACAAAAUAAUUCAAUACAAGUAUAUACUGGGAAUUCGUUAUUAAUAACAUUACAUUCAAUUCCAAAAUAUAUAUCAAAACAAUUAUCUAAAAAGUUAAACAUUAGAAGGAUUGAAACUGGAUUAAAAUCUUUUUUAAAUAGAGGUUAUAAACUUGUUAGUGGUAGAGGUCAAAUUGCAUUAAUUGGUAAUGGUGGAAUUUAUUCUUUAAAUUUGGCAGAAGGUGAAGAAAUUCUUAUAAAUAAAAAAUCCAUAUUGGCUAUAACUGUAAAUGGACCUUUUGAUUUAGAAAAUUGUAUUGUUUGUGAUACUUCAUUAUCUACUAAUUUAAAUACUAUUGCUAAUUUGGAUAAAUUAAAAAUUGAAAAACCUAAAGAAGUUGUUAUUUUGAGUAAUGAAGCCGUCCCUUCAAAUAAACCAGUUUUAGUUCAACCAACUGCAUGGGAUCAAAUUAAAAUUUCAUAUCAAAAAACUUUAAUUGUGUUAAGUAAUAUUGUUAAAAGUAUUAGGUACUAUUAUAAUUAUAGCAAAACUAAAUUAAAUAUUUUUUUAUUAGGUAAUUCAGAAUUUGUUAAAAUUAUAGGUCCAAGAAAUAUUUUAAUUCAAUCAUCAUCAAUUAAAUCAACCACCAAGUCAAUUAAAAAUUUACCAACUUAUCAACAAUUAAAUACGAAAGAGUUUGAAGGUAAUAAAAAUCCACAAGAUUAUUUAAGUUAUGUUACUAUAAAUCCUGAAAAAGAAGUUGUUUUUGAAAAUACUCCUAAUUUUCAAAAAACUGUUGAUGAAAUUGAAAAAUUGAAAAAUAAGAAUAAAUUAGAAUAA
Molecule: messenger RNA, 1374 nt
Organism: Lodderomyces jiufengensis
Lineage: Eukaryota; Fungi; Ascomycota; Pichiomycetes; Serinales; Debaryomycetaceae
Exons: 1
Coding region: 1-1374 (457 amino acids)
Biological process (GO): inner mitochondrial membrane organization
Cellular component (GO): mitochondrial inner membrane
Source: RefSeq, a predicted model, not a curated record